CUAUUUUUAUAAAAGUCAGAGAGGAACGGAUAUCUGAAUCUAAUUUUUUUAGUAUUUGUGAUUUGUUUCGUUAAAACAUAUGUUAAUUUUUAAUAUUUUCUUUGUUUCUCAAAUUUACGGAUAUCCGUAUUUUUUAAAUUGAAUCGAAUCGAAUAAUGAAUUGUAAAUUUUAAUUUACAGAUAAAAUGCCCUGCCUUACCUCAUAUGUUAAUAUGGGACAUCCAUUGUAGAGGAAAACUUUUGUUGGUGAAUAUGUAAAGAGAUUUAAAAUUUAGUUGUCCAAAAAUAAUUAUUCUUUUUCAUAUCUGUCAUAAGACUUUAAGAAAUUUAAUUGUGAAAAAAUGGUUUGGAGUUUAUGUUCACAUUAAGCAUUUAAGAAACGAAGCCAAGUACUGUUUCCUUACUCGAGGACACUUCUGUAACUCUCUCCGUUUGGGAGGUAAAAUACUUUUCGUCAACUCAAAUUAUAAAAGAAAUUUCGUUUUGUUUUAAUAUUAAAAGUCAUUCAAAUCCCAAGCCUUUUAAUCAUUCACACUCAAACUAUUCAUUCAACCUUCGUUUUUUAAAUUGUUUUGUUUAUUAUUAAAUCAUAUUCUUUUUUUGUCAAUAUUAAAUCAUAUUCUAAAACGCCAUUUUUACUAUAUUUUAUUUAGCAAAACAUAUUAAACAAUAUAUAGUUUUCAAACUGUAUAAAUACAAGAAGACCCAAAAGUCUAUACCAAAUUUGGACCGACUGAAAAAUCAUAAACGUAAAAAGUUGGUCUUCUUUCUUUCUUUAAAUUAUCUUUCUUUCUUUUUUUGCUAAAUCUCUUAGCUCUUCUCUUUGUUUUUUUUUUCUUCCAAACUUGUUUGGUGUGAAGUGAAGCUCUUUGUUCUUCAUCAUGUCUAAUGAAACCAAAGAUCUUAACAACCAUCACUAUACUUCAUCGUAUAAUCAUUACAACAACAUCAACAGCCAAAAUAUGAGUCUCCCUUACGUUUCUGGUCCAUGCACUUAUAAUGCAAACAUGAUCUCAUCACAAAUAGGUUCUGAUCUACACUCGAGUUCUCAAGGAGCGUUCGGAUUUGGUUUCGAGCCCUCGCCAUCUUCCAGCGAGUUUUUUAAUCCUUCGAUCGAUCAAGAAAAUGGUUUUUAUAAUGCUUAUAAUUAUAAUACUAGUCUCAAGAGUCAUGAAGUUGUCGGUGGUGGUGGUGCAAUCGCUGAGAAUGAAACUAGGGUUUCUGCAUCUCCUUCUUCCGGUGAGGCCCAUCAUCAUCACGGCGAAGAUUCUGGCAAAAGCCUGUUGAAAAGAGAAGCUGACGAUGGAGGAGAUAAACAACGUUCUCAGAAAGUAGUUAAAACAAAGAAGAAUCAAGAGAAGAAGAUAAGAGAGCCACGAGUCUCGUUUAUGACUAAGACCGAAGUUGAUCAUCUCGAAGACGGCUAUCGUUGGAGGAAGUACGGCCAAAAGGCAGUCAAAAACAGUCCCUAUCCGAGGAGUUACUAUAGAUGUACAACGCAGAAGUGCAACGUGAAGAAGAGAGUUGAGAGAUCUUACCAAGAUCCAACAGUCGUGAUCACAACCUACGAGAGUCAACACGACCACCCGAUCCCGACCACUCGCCGCACGGCAAUGUUUUCUGGACCCGCCGCAUCUGAUUAUAAAUCUUCGUCUCUAUCUCCAGGUUCCAAUUUCAUCAACACUCCAAGAAGCUUCUCACAUGAUGAUCUCUUUCGUGUGCCAUACUCAAGCAUGAAUGCAAACCCUAAUUAUCAGCAGCAACAAAACCAUGAGUUUCAGCAUGGUAGUGACUAUGAGCUUCUGAAGGAGAUGUUUCCUUCGGUUUUUUUCAAACAAGAACCUUGAUGAAAAAUUGUUUUGGGUGCAAAUGUUAAAACUUUGAAGAUGUAGUAGUACUAUCAUACUAUCAUACAUAAACAAUAUCGGAUGCAUACUAUAAGUGGUAGUUUUAUUCUGCAUGUAUAUUUUUCUGAGACUAGUAUGAUAUAAUGUAGAAAUGUUAUAGGCAUGGAUAUAUAUGGAGUCUCUUUCGAGUUAUUAAAAUAAAUUUCUUUGAGUG
Brassica napus (rape) is the source of this 2061-nucleotide messenger RNA. Its product is annotated as WRKY transcription factor 8-like. The coding region runs from base 882 to 1847 and encodes 321 amino acids. Gene Ontology annotation, biological process: regulation of DNA-templated transcription. The record is from RefSeq and is a predicted model, not a curated record. The transcript is spliced from 3 exons. NCBI's taxonomy places the organism in Eukaryota, Viridiplantae, Streptophyta, Magnoliopsida, Brassicales, Brassicaceae. Gene Ontology annotation, molecular function: DNA-binding transcription factor activity; sequence-specific DNA binding.